Molecule: messenger RNA, 900 nt
Organism: Leucoraja erinaceus (little skate)
Lineage: Eukaryota; Metazoa; Chordata; Chondrichthyes; Rajiformes; Rajidae
Product: protein GOLM2-like
Exons: 6
Coding region: 193-705 (170 amino acids)
Source: RefSeq, a predicted model, not a curated record
GAUAAAGAAACGCAUUCUUUCAGCUACCACGCGAAACAGGUUGAGCAGUGGAAAGAGAAAGCUGAAAAGGGGUUAGUUGUUUACAGCCUUUAAGAAGGAGAGGAGCUGCGCUGUAACUGAAGUUUACGUGGCCGAAAUCUACUCAGGUUGACAUUACGAGGAGAGAGGAGGCCACACACACACACACACAACAUGGCAGGCAAGAGUCCAGCGUUCAUUGUGAUGGGGCUGGUGGUGCUGGUCGCCGCGAUGUCUCUGUAUGUGUGGACCGUGAUGUCGGAGAACUCGCUGCUGCGGCUGGAGAGUGACCGGGCCAGGGACGAGAGCGGGCAGCUGAGGAGGGCGAGAGACCAGCUCCAGAAGCAGCUGGGCGAGUCCACCAUGAUCCUCAACGACAAGAAGCACUACAUCAGCGAGAUCGACGACAAAUUCCUCAAGACCAGCGGGGCGCUGGAGAAAAAAGUCGCCGAGGCGCGGCAGUGUCAGGAGGAGAAGAACAAAUUAAGUGCAGACGCUGAAAAAAAGAAUAAUGAUCUAAAGGCAAAGGAAGAUCAACAAAAGACUUUAGAGGAGGAGAAGAAGAAAGCGGAAACCCUUCUGCAAGAGUUCAAGAAGCUCUGUGGUGCAAAUAACACUGCUGAUUUGUUGAAAAACCUCUGUCCUAAGGAAGCUGAGAAACCGCCUCCCAAAGUCGUGGCCCAAUGAAGACCCCUUUUGCCAAAUCUCGCUGGACAUCAGAGCCAUCGCUUGUCCUGGCGUUAACACAAUGAGGUGGACGAAUCAUGGGACGGAAAUGAAAAUAAGACUCCGGGUCGCACCCUAUCCCUUCCUUCCUUACGACGUGUCCAAUCUGGGCAGCAAUGGGACUCUAGCAUUUCUUAUCUCCUGAAGAAAACCUCC